UCAACUCGUAUAAACUUGAAUCGACUUGGAUCAACUCAAAUCAUAAAAGGCUCUAAAAAUACAAAAUAGCAGCAUGGCAACACAGAAAUGUUUUUCUUGAUUUGGUCAAAUAUUUUAGAGGAAUUUUAACCUUCAUAUGGAUAAAAGUUUCAAUUUCCUCUAUCUCUAUUUUUUUGUGAUCCGCGUUGAUCUGACCGAGAUUGUACCUGCCUGGUUGUCUGUGUGAAUGCCUGCAUGGUCUUGAACUCUUCAAGUUCUGUAACACUCCUCAAUGCAAGGUGUUGUGAGAAGGUGAGAGUAGUGUUUUUCUUUGUGAGGCAGACACAUUUUGAAUGUUUUAUUUUCGUCCUGAUAGAAAAAGAGAAGUAUGGUGGAACAAAUGGAGAAACACAGGAAAGAAUUAGAGGCUCUUGAAUCUGAUGACGAAAAAGGUGAGCAAGAAGUACCAUCAUCAGUUGAUGCAACAUAUGAUCAUCCUGAGCAUGUUGUCACAGUUACCACGAUCAGUGAUGUCAACUUGGACAAUGGAAAAUUUGCAUGUAUUGGACCAAACAAGGGUUUGAUGGAAAAAGUAAAAUCACAACCAGAUACUUCACUUGCUGAGGUACAGAAUCACUCUUCAGUUAAAGGGACUGAAAAGUAAGCAAUUACUUUAUCUUACAGACUUAGUAGGAAAUGAAUUACAAAUUAUAAUAAAUCAUUGAUUCAGCUCCUCAACAAGGGAGUUUACAAUCACUGUUGAGGGUGACAUUCAAUAUCAGUUUAGUGAAGUUACUGUAGUGUGUAUGUCAUGUACUAAACAUGCUUAAAAAGACAACAAAAUGCCUCUGUCUGACUGAGUUUGAGGUCUGUACUGUAAGUUACAGACCAAGUUCUUUCCCCUUCGAUUUAUGACCGAAGCACAGUGUGUGGGCCAUGAAUCAAAGGAAAUAAAAACAAGGAUCUGGAACUUACAGUAGGACUGAAAAGACGAGGUUUGUAAGAUAUUUAUGAUUAAUAUCUCUACUGUGGGUCAAACAGUUUAAGUCAUGGAGAAUGGCUUCAAACCACUGAAUAUCAAAAUCAAAAUGAUUCAAUUCGAAGUUACUACUAAGCCAUUAGCACAUUUAAAUCCCAGGGUUUAAAUACCCUUUUGUCAAAAUCUUUUAAAGUUAACUUGUAGUUUUACACACAUGCUACAUGUAUGAAUGUUAAGAAAGGUAAUAAAUAUUAUUGCAUGAUGUUUUGGCAACAGGGGGCUUUAAAUGUUAGCGGGCCAUACAGUAGAAUACACCUGCUACAUUGACCAAUGGCAGUAGGUGUAGUCACUGACAGAUACAAUGAUAGAACAGACAUGUCAGCUGUAUUUUACUACAUGUCCAGUUUUUCAUGCAUCUGUCCUGUUAUUGAUCAUGAAUUUCAUCAUAACAUUGUCCAAGUAGCUGUGGAUC
This is a messenger RNA of Orbicella faveolata, 1430 nucleotides long. RefSeq names its product nucleolar protein 12-like. Gene Ontology annotation, molecular function: rRNA binding. Gene Ontology annotation, cellular component: nucleolus. The record is from RefSeq and is a predicted model, not a curated record. NCBI's taxonomy places the organism in Eukaryota, Metazoa, Cnidaria, Anthozoa, Scleractinia, Merulinidae.